Messenger RNA from Ipomoea nil (Japanese morning glory), 995 nucleotides. Its product is annotated as eukaryotic translation initiation factor 3 subunit K. Bases 110 to 811 code for a protein of 233 amino acids. NCBI's taxonomy places the organism in Eukaryota, Viridiplantae, Streptophyta, Magnoliopsida, Solanales, Convolvulaceae. Gene Ontology annotation, cellular component: eukaryotic translation initiation factor 3 complex; cytoplasm. The record is from RefSeq and is a predicted model, not a curated record. The transcript is spliced from 8 exons. Gene Ontology annotation, molecular function: ribosome binding; translation initiation factor activity. Gene Ontology annotation, biological process: regulation of translational initiation.
GCUUCCUCCGCCACUUCCAGCCUCUAAGCCCUAGAAACCUCUGCAGCUGUAAACUUGAGCUCGAAAAAUCUCACCGGCGGGCGUUGCGUGUUUGAAUAAGCUUCAGAAAAUGGGGAGAGAGGUGGCUGGACAAAAUCAGCCGUCGGCGCUGUCGUACACGGUGGAGCAACUCAUCGUCGUCAAUCCUUACAAUCCAGACAUCCUCCCUGAUCUCGAGAACUACGUCAAUGAACAGGUUUCUUCGCAGACUUACAAUUUGGAUGCAAAUCUUUGCCUUUUGCGUCUUUAUCAGUUUGAGCCUGAGAGGAUGAGUACACAAAUUGUUGCUCGCAUUUUGGUCAAGGCUCUGAUGGCCAUGCCAGCGCCAGAUUUCAGCCUUUGUCUUUUCUUAAUCCCAGAACGAGUGCAAAUGGAAGAACAGUUCAAGACUCUAAUUGUUCUCUCACACUACUUGGAGACAGCAAGAUUCCGCCAAUUUUGGGAUGAGGCAGCUAAGAGUCGUCAUAUAGUAGAAGUUGUGCCAGGUUUUGAACAUGCAAUUCAAAUGUAUGCGAUUCAUGUUCUUUCACUGACCUACCAAAAGGUCCCUCGGUCUGUUCUUGCCGAGGCCAUUAACAUUGAAGGUCUUUCUCUGGACAAGUUCCUUGAACACCAAGUGUCAAAUUAUGGGUGGGUCAUAGAGAAAGGUCAUGGCAGGGGCCAACUCAUCACCAUCCCCCAAAAUGAGUUCAACCAUCCAGCACUGAGGAAAAACACAAGUGAUGGUGUCCCGUUGGAACAUGUUACCCGCAUCUUCCCCAUACUUGGCUAGAUUGAAUACCCACAAAUUGGGUAAUUCUCUCCUCACUAUGUGAGGUUGAAGAUGAGUCUGUUGAGCAUCAAUAGUAACUUUCUCAUUUGAAUUUGCUUUUUUUUUUUUUUUGUCAGAAUGGUAGUUUACAUUGCAGUUUGUAUCACUACUUGACAUGAAAUGUUAAAUUCCUUUUUGUUCUCUA